CGCUCGUCGUUCACUGGCGAAACAAGCUUUGGAUUCGAAUCCCUCUUCCCCAAAUUCUCCGCGUCUGUCAAUCUAGAAAUCUGCGAACUACCAUGGAAACGUGCGACUUCGAUAGCUGGCAUCCAACCUUACCGGUGAAGUUCUCUCUUCUACAUUCUAUAUCCAUCUCGAGGGAUACUGGAGGAAUCAACACUGUGGGUAGUCUUAGUGGACCACAUAGCAGAGCUGUUAAUCUCUUUGACAUAGGUGUGGAUCACAUCAUUGAUAACUUUCCACGCUUCGUCUCCCAGUCGUUCAUCCUUAUUGAUUCGGAACCUCGUCGAAAAUCUUCUGCAGGCAUCUUUGAGGUCGGCAAAUGCUGCCAGGUAGGCAUCACCAGGUCUUCAUCAAGUUGAUGCUGUCUCUGAGCUGUGAAUCACGCGCAUGGUGUAGGAGGGAGAAGUAUAGGGGUCUAGCCAUGAAGGUAGAUUAAAUUUGGCCGGUAGGGUUUCUCCUCCACGCACACUUGGAUGUUUCUCCUCUACACUGCCCUUUUGCGCUGCCCGACUUGGCUUGUUCGGCACUCCAUUAUUAAGUUCUUGGUCUCUACCUUUUAUAGCGCAAUGCCACUUGCUAUUAUGCACGUAGGUAUUUUCCCAGGGCACAAGAGUCAUGAGACAGGAGAGUAGUUGUCUUUGAGAGGACAGAUAUAUUAUUAUGUCGUUUUGGUUGUUUAACUACUAGCAAAAGCUAUGUCGUAUUACUAGUUAUUUUACUGCUGUUAUUAUUCGUGUGCAUGAGUUGUGUUAAUCAGAUCAAUACAAGGUUAACAGUAGAUGAGAUUUAAAUGGGCUUCCAACUCUGGAAUGCAAGAGAAUAGUAGUGCCAGAGAAGCAAUUGCCGCAUGAAAGAGAUCAGUGAGUGCUACAGGAAAUAUAACGCCUGUCAUGUAGUUAACUGCAUUAACUCUUGAGUAGUGCUAGUGUUCCUUAGAUUAUUUGAUGAAUAAGGGCCCUGAUUCCUUACAGAACA
This is a messenger RNA of Musa acuminata AAA Group (dessert banana), 1011 nucleotides long. RefSeq lists its product as uncharacterized. The transcript has 4 exons. Lineage: Eukaryota; Viridiplantae; Streptophyta; Magnoliopsida; Zingiberales; Musaceae. Bases 93 to 395 code for a protein of 100 amino acids. The record is from RefSeq and is a predicted model, not a curated record.